This is a messenger RNA of Paramisgurnus dabryanus, 5280 nucleotides long. NCBI's taxonomy places the organism in Eukaryota, Metazoa, Chordata, Actinopteri, Cypriniformes, Cobitidae. The record is from RefSeq and is a predicted model, not a curated record.
AAACCAGUAGGAGGUUGAUUCCCGCUGUUGCUUCAGUGAAAGGCUUUGUACAUACGUACACACAAAGUCAAGAUUUCAAAGACAUAACAGAUUGAGAAUACGCAUGCAAGUCCCCAUUUGACAAUCGACACUUAUUUCUACCAAGUCAACCUGCUGUUAGUGAAUUUGGAGUAGAUGGAGUCAUCAGAACCGGAGGUUAAAACAUCGAAGGGUCAAGCUCCGUCUGAGGACCCUAACAUGGAUGACGAGCUUGAUGGACUUCCUGUCUUUGGGGCAGAUGAAGAUGAUUGGGAAAUGGACAGUAGCUUUAAACAGCAGGUUUACUCUCAGUUAGAAAGAAACAGCGAUGAUGAAGAAGGUGUUGGUGAUAAAAAUGAAAGUCAAGAUGGAGUACCAACUACUGGUGCAGAUGCAGACGAACACAGUUCCUCUAACAGUGCAUCUUCAAAAACAGAUGAAGAGCAAACAAAAGCUUCUGAGGAAAAUUUUGAAAUUCCCUCACCCGACACCGUUAUAGAUAUCCAGGAAACACCGUCACAAGCUGAAAUUAGGACAUCUCCGGCAGAUACCAUUGUACAGAAGACUCCUCCACCUGGGCAACGCACAGAUAAAGAAACCCAUUUCUCACCUGUAAUACAAAUUAAGGACGAACCUAUAGAUGAGGAUUAUGAUAAAGCGUUAUUACCCCAGACUGACACCAGCAAUGUUAAACAAGAGAUUGAAAGUAAUGAAAACGAGGAGAACGAGGCCGCCUCUCCUUCAGAUGAGCUGAGGAUAAGCUCUGUGUUCUCUGUUAGAGCCUCUGUGGCACCCGCCCAGCCGACUUCAUUUCCAGUGAUGACCCAGGCUACUUCACUCAGGGGGGCUUUAGUUCUUCCGCCCCAAGCUCAGCUUCAACUGCGGCUGCAACCCAACGCCCAGAUGCAGCCUCAAAUGCACACCCAACCUCGGAUGCAGCAGCCAAUGAUGUCGCAACCUCGCCUCCAGCCCCCACCGCAAAUCCAUGCCCCCCCACCCACUGUCCGGAUCUGCUGCUCUGGCUGCUCUAAAGUCCUGCAGAAGGGUCAAACUGCAUUCCAGCGAAAAGGCUCUAACCAGCUAUUUUGCUCUACCGUUUGCCUGACUAGUUUCAGUUUACCCUCGGUACAGUUUACCCCAAUUAUUGCACCUAAGAAAACCUGCCACCUCUGUCUUAAGGUAAUUGUAAAUCUAAAGGACUUGAUAACCAUUCCCGUGGGCUCUAUGAAUACACUUAAGGAAUUCUGCAGCCCAGUUUGUUUAAACAUUUAUAAAGACAGAUAUGAAGACGCACCUCCGGAUCAAUUAACACAUUGCAACGUGUGUAAGCUGGUCAAAGAGAUUCAACAUGAAGUGACUCAUCUAGGUGUUGUACACAAGUUGUGCAGUGAUGAAUGCUUUGCACGCUUCAGAUCUUCUAGAAACCUCUACAUGAGCUACUGUGAGAACUGUGGCAAUUGUACCGCAUCAGGAAACUAUCACCUGGUUCAGAUAGAGGAUGGUAUUAAAAAGUUCUGCACCACUGAAUGUAUCACAACUUACAAACAGAAAAGUGACAAGAGGCUUCGCUGUCCCUUUUGCCAAGAGAUAAAACUUGUAGAUCAAAUGAUUGAUGGCACGAACAUACACGGUGUCACAGAAUUCUUCUGCUCACAAAGAUGUGUGGCCAUGAGUCAAGCGUCUCCCAGUCUGACAGGCACCUCCUUCCCCUGCACAAGCUGCAAGAAAUUGGCUGUUCCUCAGUAUCACCUCGCCAUUGCUGAUGGAUCCAUUAGAAAUUUCUGCUCAUUAGAUUGUGUGGCCAAAUUUCAGGACAAAAUGAACACACCUGAACCUCAUAACCAGAUAAAUGGGAACUCGCAUGAACCUCAAAAUGUUGCACCAUCGCAGCCACCCACCGAGCAACCCCAGUCCAACCAGACAUCUUCAUCCACUGUGCCUGGCCCAAGUCAAAAUCCAGUUCCACCUCAUGUGCCAGGUCAGGUAAACCCUCAAGAUGCCAUGCAGCAGGGGCCUGGCAAAGCACCCUCAGCCCCUUACAAAAUGUAUCUUACCUGCAAGCAGUGCGAUUGUCAGUUUUACGAAAAGCCUGAAGUCUUUCAAUACAAGGGUCACUCGGGGAUCUUCUGUACUCGAGCGUGUUGUGAAACAUACAAGAGAGAGAAUAAUGUAAAAGCUGUUUGCGAGUAUUGCAAGCUGGAAAAGGUGGUCAAAGAUGUCAUCACUUAUGAAAAGCAGCAGAGAUAUUUUUGUUGCGAAGGCUGUAAACUGCUUUUUAAGCAUGAUCUGACCAAACGCCAAGGAGUUCAGUUCAGGUUUUGUGCAAACUGUCAAAACAUGACCCACAAGACGGUUCAGAACUUUUUUGGGGGCAAGCUGGAGGAGUUUUGCACAGAAGACUGCAUGUCUCAGUAUACGGUGCUCUUUUAUGAGAUGGCCAAAUGUUAUGGCUGUAAGAAGCAGGGCUCACUUAAGGAAAGCCUUAUCCUGUUUGGACAAAAAAAAUAUUUCUGUAAAAUGAACUGUUUGAUGCUGUUCUGCUCAAGGAGCGUGCUAAACAAUAAGCGUCCAAACAGUACUGUAUCAAACACCACCACUACUGUACAAGCUCCAUUAUCUAUUUCAAAGGACAUGCCUGUUAUUGGUGGCGUAGUGUCACUGGCCUCAACAUUACCUGGAAAUACUGCUGUUACAGGAGCUCUCCCUACCUCAAACGCCAGCUCAAAAAACAUCGGGGAAGCCAGCACACAGACGGAUGCUGCAGUGCCCGGGACUCCAAAUCGUAGAAUGUUGAAGAACAAAGCUCUCAUGUGCCGACCCAUCACUGAAGAACAAGGUGUCCAGUGUCAGCCAGAACAUCCAACACCUCCAACUCUUGCUGAAACAGUGAUUGAUGAAAACGGAGAAAAAGUGAGGUUGGUGCCGUUCCCGGUUCCCAUUCCCAUGCCGGUCUACAUUCCUGUGCCGAUGCAUCUGUACACCCAGUACACACCGUUUCCACUCGGAGUUCCUCUGCCUGUGCCUGUACCUAUCGUCAUACCUGGAUCCCAAGAUGCUGCUGAACCAAAUGAUCAUAAAAGUAGCCUGCCUGCUCAGAGCUCAGUGGAGGAGGAUGAAGACAAGGGAAAAGACAAGCCUGUGUCACAUGACCAGGGCAGCACAUACAGUGGAGAUCUGGAGUCAGAGGCCAGAUCAACACCCCUCUGCUGGGCAGAUAAUGAGGAACCCGGAGCCAGCGGGAAACAGUUGGUGCCAUCAUCAGAGCAAGAGGAGCCACAAGUAGCUCCUGCAACAUCUGCAUCUCCAGAACAUCCAGAUUUGGAAGACGACAUUCCUCGAUCAUCGACAGACCCUUGUUUAACAAAAGAAAACAGACUGGUCUUGACGUUGAAGCGACGCAGGAAGGCCAAAGAUGGUUACCCUGCCAAAAAACGGGAGUCGGAGAUGACAGCAGAGGAGUCAGGCACUUACUCUGAGGAUGAAGAAGAGGAGCAAACACCAACACCUGUCACCUCUACAUACCAAACUCUACAGCAACACUUAACAGUGACACCUAUACUCUGCCAUCCUAAUCUCAAGUUCACGCCUCCCUCAAAGAUUCAGCUGAAGAUGCUAAUGAAUCAGAGUCAGGGCCGGCCCGAUCGAUUCGGUUCCCUUCUGUUUCAGUCGGUCUUACCCGAACAGCAGUAUACAGAGUGGGCGUUAACCACCAACUGGAGCGGUUUAAGGGGUAAAUAUGCGUUGCCUCUGAACCUAAGGCACUUCAUCAUCAAAGCUGUUUCCCAGAAGUUCCCCGGCUUGACCAGAGCUGACCGAAAGCGCAUCAAGGACAGAAUCAACGAAUUCUUGCGCUUGCCGAGAAGUAGCGGCGGACCCAGAGUUUCACGUUCUUAUCGAAAGGGCCGUAAGCGAUCUGGACCAGAUGCUUCGGGUGGUGUUUGGCUUAGUACCACCAGCUCAAAGCUUAACCAAGCAUACGGAGUUGCGGCCUGGUCCUGUUGGGUGAAGAAAAAAACCGAACGGACGGCCGACGAAGAGGACCAACAGUCCUCAGGCCGCAUGGUUAUGAAGCAGGAUGUGUUGCAGUGCAGUUCCGCAGAACUCAGUUACGGUCUGUGCCGUUUCAUCAAGGAAGCCCGGAGGCCAAACGGCGAGGUUUACAAACCUGAUAGCGUCUACUACCUUUGCCUGGGCAUUCAGCAGUGUCUGCUUGAAAAUGGGCGUCUUGAGAAUAUCUUUACCGAUUCGCGCUAUAGCGAGUUUAUCAGCGAGAUCACCAAACUGCUGAGAGACUGGGCCAAUACGCUGCCACCUGGGGGAUACGUGAACUCACGGGUUGAGGAGGAGUACCUUUGGGAAUGUAAGCAAUUGGGAGCCCUGUCUCCUAUCGUUCUGCUCAACACCCUGCUGUUUUUCGUAACCAAAAUGCUAAACCUCAAAACGGUCGAACAGCAUCGACGACUCACAUUUGCCAAUGUCACCCAAUGCACGAAGACCACAAAAACCGGCACAAGCUCUUAUCUUAAAUUCAAACUACCUAUCAAAGAGGAAACCACAGACAAAAAAGGGACUGGUAAAAGAAAAAAAGAGGAGGAGGUGGUGGACGAGGAGUUUAUCGAGAUGCCCGAGAACUCGGAGAACCCUUUACGCUGUCCUGUUAGACUCUACCAGUUCUAUCUCUCGAAAUGCUUAAUCUCUGUAAAGCAGCGUCCAGAUCUCUUCUACAUGCAGCCCGAGAGCUCCUGCCAUCCCGGCAGCCCUGUGUGGUACUCGGCUCAGCCACUGGACACUGCCAUGAUGGAAAGCAUGCUCACACGCAUCAUAGUUGUACGGGACGUUCACAUGGACACUAAGCAGCAAAAAUACCCAGACUCAUCAGACGAGAGCUCUCAAUGAGAACCUGAAACCUGAACUGAUAAAAGACAUCAUGGAAAAGACUAAAUGGGUGUUUUUUAACUUAAAAGGAGCCAAGUUAAAAAACAGAAUAACCGGUCAAUCAUGAGACAUUUAUUGACAUUUAUGUACUUUAAUUUUCCCCAUGUGUACACACUUAUCGGACAUUCCUCGAGUCAUUUAUUUUCUGUCGUGAAUAUUACAGACGGAUAAACAUUGAGGGACUUUGUCUGAAUUUUAAUAAUUUGUCAUUGUAGACAUUUGUUUCACAGUAUUUAGUAUUAUAUAGCGAAAGCUUUUUAUGUCCAAACAUACAUCAUGUCAUGAUUGUUGAUAACCUUUGAAAAUAUAUAUCAAUUCACAGACGUA